Molecule: messenger RNA, 792 nt
Organism: Spinacia oleracea (spinach)
Lineage: Eukaryota; Viridiplantae; Streptophyta; Magnoliopsida; Caryophyllales; Amaranthaceae
Product: probable GTP-binding protein OBGM, mitochondrial
Exons: 5
Coding region: 475-792 (105 amino acids)
Source: RefSeq, a predicted model, not a curated record
UCGCUAAACUGCUAAACCAAAAUUCACCCUAUUGUGUUUGCCUCUUUCUUCUUCCUUAGAUUCAAGAGCUAGGUUUCAGGAAAGACAACCAUUGGCGAACUCAUGGACGAACUCACCACCACCGGCGAAUUGCACUACCACCGGAGAACUACCGUACCAUCGGCGACCUCACCAUCGUUGCUAGCGAACUACAAAUUUAGGUUACUUCAAUAGAAAAGGCUGAAUAUGAGAAAAUCUUAAAAGGCGCUGACAACAGAAGAUAGUACCAAUCUGUCUCGUUCGGCAAAAGGCUACAAUCAUAAGUUUGCUGGUAUUGCUAGUUUCUUGAAUCCAAUCAUCCAUUUUACCUAUCAAGGUGUGAUUUCUUUAACUAGCUUAGGUGAGCAAAAUCUUCUGACCUUCGUUCUCCUCUUUCAUUCUAAUUUACUAUAAUUUUAUUUCAAGAGCGUAGAAUGGCUGACCGGUUUAGAUUGCAUGUUAAGGGAGGUGACAGUGGAAGUGGGAAUGGAAGUUUGUGACGUAGUUGAACUGAUCGGUAUGGCAAGCCUGAUGAAUGGACGAUGGGGUGGGCAUGGUACUUCAAAGAAUAAGAUCGGCAGCCGUGGAGAAGACAAGGUUGUGCAAGUUCCUGUUUCUACUGCUAUCUAUUUUGUGGAGAGUGAAAUCCCUUCAAUAGUGGAGAAGUCAUCUUCUGUGAUUCACCCUUGGGAUCUUCCAGGUAUUUUUACUUCUGAUCUCCUUGCAUCUGAUCAGCUAUCCACUUUUAGUUUGUGGGAGCCGGAUAUGGAUUAG